This is a messenger RNA of Dipodomys ordii (Ord's kangaroo rat), 2514 nucleotides long. It is a transcript of the gene Med15, whose product is annotated as mediator complex subunit 15. The record is from RefSeq and is a predicted model, not a curated record. Bases 64 to 2055 code for a protein of 663 amino acids. Gene Ontology annotation, molecular function: transcription coregulator activity. The transcript is spliced from 15 exons. Gene Ontology annotation, biological process: regulation of DNA-templated transcription. NCBI's taxonomy places the organism in Eukaryota, Metazoa, Chordata, Mammalia, Rodentia, Heteromyidae.
CUGCGGUAGAGGCGACCGCGGCGGAGACGAGGAAAGCACGCUGUGAGGAGUGGGACUACCGGCAUGGACGUUUCGGGUCAAGAGACCGACUGGCGUAGCGCCGCCUUCCGGCAGAAGCUAGUCAGUCAAAUUGAGGAUGCCAUGAGGAAAGCUGGUGUGGCCCACAGUAAAUCCAGCAAGGAUAUGGAGAGCCAUGUGUUCCUGAAGGCCAAGACUCGGGACGAAUACCUUUCCCUGGUGGCCCGGCUCAUUAUCCAUUUUCGGGACAUUCCCCAGCUCCAGCUCCAGCAGGUGGCGCUGCAGCAGCAACAGCAGCAGCAGCAGCAGCAGUUCCAACAGCAGCAGGCUGCACUACAGCAGCAGCAGCAACAACAGCAGCAACAGUUCCAGGCACAGCAAAGUGCUAUGCAGCAACAGUUCCAAGCAGUAGUGCAGCAGCAGCAGCAGCAGCUUCAACAGCAGCAACAGCAGCAGCAACACUUGAUUAAGUUGCAUCAUCAAAAUCAGCAACAGAUACAGCAGCAGCAGCAGCAGUUGCAGAGAAUGGCACAGCUGCAGCAGCAGCAGCAGCAACAGCAGCAGGUGAUGCAGGCCCAGCCUCCAAUACAACAGCCUCCAAUGCAACAGCUGCAGCCUCCUCCUUCCCAAGCCCUCCCACAGCAGCUGCCGCAGUUGCAUCACCCACAGCACCACCAGCCUCCGCCACAGACGCAGCAGCCCCAAGUUGCUCAGAACCAACCACCACAACUCCCGCCACAGUCACAAAGCCAGCCUUUGGUUUCACAGGCUCAAGCUCUCCCUGGACAGAUGUUGUACACUGCUCAGCAGCAGCUGAAAUUUGUCCGAGCUCCGAUGGUGGUUCAGCAGCCGCAGGUGCAGCCCCAGGUGCAACAGGUACAGCCUCAGGUGCAGCAGCCGACAGCAGUGCAGACAGCUCAGGCUGCCCAGAUGGUGGCUCCCGGAGUCCAGGUCAGCCAGAGUGGCCUCACCAUGCUGUCCUCGCCGUCGCCAGGCCAGCAGGUACAGACCCCACAGUCAAUGCCUCCUCCUCCCCAGCCGUCCCCACAGCCUGGCUCGCAGCCCAACUCCAACGUCAGCUCUGGCCCUGCCCAGUCUCCCAGCAGCUUCCUGCCUAGCCCCUCCCCACAGCCUUCACAGAGCCCAGUGACAGCCCGUACCCCGCAAAACUUCAGUGUCCCCUCGCCUGGACCUUUAAAUACCCCUGUGAACCCCAGCUCUGUCAUGAGCCCUGCAGGCUCCAGCCAGGCUGAGGAGCAACAGUACCUGGACAAGCUGAAGCAGCUGUCCAAAUACAUUGAGCCCUUACGCCGCAUGAUCAACAAGAUCGACAAGAACGAAGACAGAAAAAAAGACCUGAGUAAGAUGAAGAGCCUUCUGGACAUUCUGACCGACCCCUCUAAGCGGUGUCCCCUAAAAACCCUGCAGAAGUGUGAGAUUGCCCUGGAAAAACUCAAGAAUGAUAUGGCAGUGCCCACCCCCCCACCCCCACCAGUGCUACCAACCAAGCAACAGGACCUGUGCCAGCCACUCCUGGAUGCUGUCCUGGCCAACAUCCGCUCGCCUGUCUUCAACCAUUCUCUGUACCGCACAUUUGUGCCUGCCAUGACAGCCAUCCACGGCCCACCCAUCACGGCUCCCAUGGUAUGCUCCCGGAAGCGAAAGCUUGAGGAGGAUGAGCGCCAGAGCAUCCCCAACGUGCUCCAGGGGGAGGUGGCCCGGUUAGACCCCAAAUUCCUGGUGAACCUGGACCCUUCCCACUGCAGUAACAACGGCACUGUCCAUCUGAUCUGCAGGCUGGAUGACAAGGACCUCCCGACUGUGCCACCGCUGGAGCUCAGUGUGCCCGCUGACUACCCUGCCCAGAGCCCCUUGUGGAUCGACCGGCAGUGGCAGUACGAUGCCAACCCCUUUCUGCAAUCAGUGCACCAGUGCAUGACCUCCAGACUGCUGCAGCUGCCCGACAAGCACUCAGUCACCGCCCUGCUCAACACCUGGGCACAGAGCAUCCACCAGGCCUGCCUCUCAGCUGCCUAGCCAGGAACUGUGAGGACCGCCUGCAGCCUUGUUGGGCUGCAGGCCCACACCGCCUCUUGAACAUUUCUAGGUGUUGGCUUCCUUAGAGCCUGGGGUUAAGUUAGCUUUCCUGCUUUUAUCUCCUGCCUUGGGGACCUACCAGACGUUUCCCCAUACUUGUGCAGCACAGGGCCAGGUGACUGGAGCUGGCUACCCAGGGAGUGAGGGUCCUCCUAGAGAAAGUUCUCCCUGUGUUCUCUCCAGGUUCUGUCUACUCAGCAGCAUGGGGGAGAGCUCAGGGUCUCGUCCAAGCAUCAUGUGCUAGAAUACAUUGUACUCGUUUUUUAUAGGCGACUGUGGAAGACACAAGAAAAUCCUAGGCCAACUUUGCUCAGUAUUGGGUUCGUACUGUGCCACUUGUGGCAUGUGGACCACAUACAGCGACACUCCUAGAUAGAGGACAUGGGGUCCUGUCUGGAG